AUGCACCAUACUUUCACCGGCAACUCUCGUCGCCCGCGGCAGGUCAACCUCAGCGGCCGCAUCAACGACCCCUUUGCCACAUUCUCACCCGGCCGGCAAACCCCGCAUGCAUCGAAUCCACAGCUCGCUGUCGCAAUUGCGCGUCAGGAGCGAGCCCAGAGAGAGCGAGAUAGGGAGAAGCAGAGUGCGGCCCGUGUUGUCCAAAGAGUCUGGCGGGGCUACAUUAGCAGGAAGUCAACAUAUGGGAUAUGGCGCUCAGAAUGGGAUACAAUCGAACGGAACCUGACGGAUGCUAUGGAGGUCACCUCCGGCAUGCCGGUAGGCGAGGGUUGGACAUUGUCAUCACGGCGUCCUGCACCGUACGCUACAGCAGACCAGUGCUUCUCCCAGCUCCGGUUGCUGGUACAGUUUGUGUCGGCACGGAAAAGCGAUGAUAUCCUCCGCCUCGUAUAUUUUGUUGAUGCUUUUGAGCAGACCUUCCGAAGUCUGCCCACUGUCGCCACUGAGGGCGAGUGGACGACGCUGCUCAAACGGCUGAGCAAAACUAUUUUGAGCGUCCUUAGCUCAGCAUCGAAGCCUAUUGUUCCUUUCCAUGCAGUCGAGCCUCUUCUCCAAGCGGUGAUCUUCUUGACCAGUUUAAUUCCGAAACAAAUGGCCACUAUCGCGGAUACAUAUUACCGUGCUAUGGCACACCUGACGACGACUCUCUCAACUUUCCGUCUACCAGACUUUGACGAAGAUGCAAGUCGACGAGACCAGGGGAUCAGUCCGGCCAAUAUCACAGAAGGUGUUCUUGCACUUUUGCGUCCAAUCACCUCGGAGACAAUGGCAGCCUACGAGGCUUUUGCUACUUCGUACCUCACAAUCCCGAGCCUUGAGACAUACCUGGGCACGCUAGAUGGACUGGCUAGCGAGAUCAACUAUAGGAUGCUGGCUUUAGCGGUAUCAGGUUGUCUUGCGUCGAACACCAAGGGCGUACUAGACGAUGCACAGUCUCGCGCUUGGCUUCUUUCUUACCUGAUUUUCUUUCAACGAUAUGCUCUUGGCAGCCAAGCUAAUCAUCGUGCCCCGGAACUGGAAUUCGUGACGGUAGUCUCAGACUUGCUGAACUCAACAGCCACUCACCUAAUGCGAGGCUUGGAUGCAGAAGAAACGAGCAGCCUGGACGAACCAAGGGUCGCCUACCCUUUGCCUCCAUUUAUCAAGGAUCAGGUAACAGGUCUUGUUAACCAGAGCAGUGUUACUGGGCUUUUUUCUCGAAUUCGAACAUCCCAUAUCCCUCAGGCGAAGUUGACCACCAGCGACUCUGAUGCUUCAAAAGAGGCGAAAGUUCUUGCUACAUAUGCCUUGAACUUGCUCCGAAUCUUUCCCCGACGUGGUGAUGAUAUCCGAAUGUGGCUGUACCUCGGAUCCGCACCUUCAGGGGACCAAGCGUCUGGCCUACCCGCGAUCAAAUAUUUCUGGCAAGCAUCCAGAUCUAGCCGAGUUUUUGAAAUUAUCAGCAGAGACUCGACUAAAGUCCUCCCACUGUUGCAACUGCCAGAGCAGGCAAACGAGCCCGUCGACGUGCCCCGAGACCAGAGAGACCAGGAAUGGACAACAAUCCUCCUUUUCCUGGAGCUCUACACCUUUGUCUUAAAAGUCACGGAUGAUGACGAGUUCUUUUCUAGCGCCUCUUCAUUUGCGUCUUCCGAAAACACCAAGACUUCAUGGACGAGAGAGAGUGCAUUGCCACUGGGCGAUGUCCAGGAUAUGACAGUCUUUCUCAAGAAUCUUGCUUUCACCCUCUACUGGAAUGCGGUCGACUUGAGUGAGCCUGCGCUUCGGCCAGCGGCAGUAAGCCUCAGCAGCUACUUCAGCAGCACGACCAAUGCAUCUUCAGAGCCACUUCCCAGCACUAAGGAUUUGGAAACCAAAAACCAGUCUAAUAAUCUCCCUGGGGUGACGGGAAUUCCACUCGAAUACUUCAAAGGACUUGUUACUGGACUGCUUCGAAUGCUGCAUGAACGAGAUUCACGACGCAAAUUCCUCCCUCGAGACCACUGGCUCAUGACCAGCCGAUUUGACAUGGAAGGAUUCAUACCAUCUGUCGUCGGGGAAGAAGAAAAGAGACACGAAUUUCAAGCUCGGGCUGAGGACAAUGAAGAAGCCGAUCCUAUUGAAGAGGAAGGAACAAACAUGCCUCUUGGGCUAGCUGGGGCUGGGCAUGCGCAGCAGACCAUCAGAAUCGAGGCCAUGCGUCGCCAACAGCAGCGAGUUGCUCGCGGAAGGAUCUUAGCGGCCAUUGCACCGAGACUCGAGAUCCUACGAAACAUGCCGUUCUUCAUUCCAUUCGCCACCCGAGUGCAAAUCUUUCGCGAAUUUAUCUUCCAUGAUCAACACCGACGCCGACGUGGGUUUGUUGACCCCGACCUUUGGCGCGCAUCUGUUGCCCAAGCUGCGAUGGGGCAGAUGAUUGAUGGUCAUCCUGCUGCACAGGCCGUCCUUGCGCGGCAUCAAGCUGAGAUCCGCCGGGAACAUAUCUUUGAUGAUGCCCUCUCUCAGUUUUACCAGCUGGGUGAUGGCCUCAAAGAACCGAUUCAGAUCAGUUUCAUUGACCGAUUCGGAACCAUGGAGGCGGGCAUCGACGGUGGUGGAGUGACUAAGGAAUUUUUGACUAGCAUCACCUCCGAAGCUUUCAAGACCGAAAGUAACUUUAGCAUGUUCGUUGAGAAUGACCAGCACCUACUUUACCCGAACCCCACAGCCCUUGAACAGUGCAAGGAACAGCUACGGGAGAGUGGGGUGAGUGAGUCCAGUCCUGACUGGCAAGGGGGUGUCCGCGAUCUUCUCCGUCGCUACGAGUUCCUUGGACGGGUGAUUGGGAAGUGUCUUUACGAGGGCAUUCUGGUCGAUGUGAACUUUGCGCCCUUCUUCCUGCUGAAAUGGGCACUGACUGGAGGAACGGGAUCGGCCAUGAAGGAGUCCUCCUAUCGGGCCAACCUAAAUGAUCUGAAGGAUCUGGACGCUGGUCUAUACCAAGGUCUUCUGCAACUCAAGAAUUAUUCCGGAGAUGUUGAGGACUUCGCUCUUGACUUCACCGUGACCGAUACCAUUUCCUUGCCUGGCUCCAGGCACCGGACGGUAACGAAAGAGCUGAGACCUGGUGGCUCGUUGAUUCCGGUCACCAACCAGAACCGACUGGUGUACAUUUCCUACAUUGCCCGAUACCGUCUACAGCUGCAGCCACAAUACCAGACCAACGCUUUCCUGCAAGGCCUCGGUCAAAUGAUUCAGCCCGCGUGGUUAUCCAUGUUUAACCAGGCUGAGUUGCAGACCUUGGUGAGUGGAGAGAACGCGGAUAUCGACGUGGAAGAUCUCCGGCGGAACACACAGUACGGCGGCGUAUACACCAUUGGCGAUGACAACCAGGAACACCCGACGGUGCAGCUGUUUUGGCAGGUGAUGCACGACAUGAACAACGAGGAACGCCAGAAGGUCAUCCGCUUCGUGACCUCGACGCCCCGGGCCCCGUUACUUGGAUUCAGCCAUCUUAACCCGCGAUUCAGCAUCCGGGACUCGAGCGAUGACCAAGAGCGUCUGCCGAGCACGAGUACUUGCGUCAAUCUACUGAAGCUGCCGCGAUACUCUAGUGCGGAGGUCCUGCGGAGCAAGCUGCUGUACGCAGUGAGCUCAGGAGCUGGGUUUGACCUGAGCUGA
This is a messenger RNA of Penicillium cinerascens, 3699 nucleotides long. RefSeq lists its product as uncharacterized. The transcript is spliced from 3 exons. NCBI's taxonomy places the organism in Eukaryota, Fungi, Ascomycota, Eurotiomycetes, Eurotiales, Aspergillaceae. The coding region runs from base 1 to 3699 and encodes 1232 amino acids. The record is from RefSeq and is a predicted model, not a curated record. Gene Ontology annotation, molecular function: protein binding; ubiquitin protein ligase activity. Gene Ontology annotation, biological process: ubiquitin-dependent protein catabolic process; protein polyubiquitination.